Molecule: messenger RNA, 2506 nt
Organism: Musa acuminata AAA Group (dessert banana)
Lineage: Eukaryota; Viridiplantae; Streptophyta; Magnoliopsida; Zingiberales; Musaceae
Product: cyclic nucleotide-gated ion channel 2
Exons: 8
Coding region: 189-2342 (717 amino acids)
Source: RefSeq, a predicted model, not a curated record
GCCUUGUCAGCGGCCACGGUCCCACCCGACCGCAUCUCUCACUUUCACGUCUUCCUCUGUUAUCUCCUCCGGCCCUUCACCUCUAUUUCCUUCACAACGCAUCGACACAUUGAGGAAGCAUGGCCGGACUCCUGUAGAACUCCCACCGCUCUUUCUUCUUCUCUCAUGGUUGCCAUCAUUCAUGGAAGAUGUCUCUGCUUCUCGUUAAGCUCCGCUCUUUCCUCUCAUGGUCGGCCGGACUGGUAUGGAGACGGAAAGAGGUCGUGUCGUCGGAUGACGAUGGGGAUGAUGACAAUGAGAGCGGUGGCCGAACGCCGCCCUCGAUGGCGACCGCGGAGUGCUACGCUUGCACCCAGCGGGGGGUGCCGGCCUUCCACUCCACCACCUGCGACCGCGUCCACUCGCCGGAGUGGGAGGCCAGCGCGGGAUCCUCGCUGAUCCCGAUCCGUCCAAGCCAGACUAACGUGCUGCAGAACCUUCGACUGAGCAAGUCGGCGUCGCUGCUGCGCGGACCAGUGCUGGACCCCAGGAGCGAGAAGGUGCAGAGGUGGAACCGGGUGAUACUGCUGGCGCGGGCGGUGGCGGUGGCGGUGGACCCGUUGUUCUUCUACGCGCUGUCCAUCGGCCGGCGGGGCGAUCCGUGCCUGUACAUGGACGGCGGGCUGGCGGUGAUCGUGACGGCGCUGCGCACUGCGGCCGACGCCUUGCACCUGGUGCAUGUGUGGCUGCAGUUCCGGGUGGCGUACGUGUCGAGGGAGUCGCUAGUGGUCGGGUGUGGGAAGCUGGUGUGGGAUGCCCGGAUGAUCGCCGCCCAAUACCUGAGGUCUCUCAGGGGCUUCUGGUUCGACGUCUUCGUCAUCCUCCCGGUGCCUCAGGCUGUGUUUUGGCUGAUCGUGCCAAAAUUGAUCAGAGAGGAGGAGAUAAAGCUCAUAAUGACCAUCUGUCUCCUUAUCUUCGUGUUCCAGUUCCUGCCCAAGGUGUAUCACAGCAUCUGUGUGAUGAGGAGGAUGCAGAAGGUCACCGGUUACAUCUUCGGCACAAUCUGGUGGGGCUUUGGCCUCAACCUCUUUGCUUACUUCAUCGCCUCCCAUGUAGCUGGUGGAUGCUGGUAUGUUCUUGCGAUCCAGCGGGUCGCCGCUUGUCUUCAGCAGCAAUGUGAGAAGAACAACAACUGCAACCUUGUGUCACUGGCCUGCUCCAAGGAGGUCUGCUACCACCUCCCCUUAGCAUCGGGCAUGAACGAUUUGGGUUGCGAGGGCGACUUGGCAGCAUCUAUUGGGAUGCAAAACACACCGGUAUGCUUAAAUGCCGACGGGCCAUUUCCUUACGGAAUCUACAACUGGGCUCUCCCUGUUGUUUCCAGCAAUUCACUUGUUGUCAAGAUCCUCUAUCCGAUCUUUUGGGGCCUCAUGACUCUGAGCACUUUUGGCAAUGAUCUUGAGCCUACGAGUCACUGGAUUGAAGUUAUAUUCAGCAUAAUCGUGGUGCUAAGUGGCCUAAUGCUCUUCACUCUGUUGAUCGGUAAUAUUCAGGUAUUCUUGCACGCUGUUAUGGCGAGGAAGAGAAAGAUGCAGCUGCGGUCGCGAGACAUGGAAUGGUGGAUGAAACGGAGACAACUGCCGUCGAGACUGAGACAGAGAGUGCGUCAGUACGAGCGCCAACGGUGGGCUGCAACGAGAGGGGAGGAGGAGACAGAGAUGGUCAAGGAUUUCCCUGAAGGAUUAAGCCGCGACAUCAAGCGACAUCUCUGCCUUGCUCUCAUAAAGCAGGUGCCUUUGUUCCACAACUUGGACGAUCUCAUCCUCGACAACAUCUGUGAGAGGGUCAAACCCCUUGUCUUCUCCAAGGGCGAGAAGGUGAUCAGAGAAGGAGACCCGGUGCAGCGCAUGGUGUUCGUCGUCCGAGGCCACCUGAAGAGCAGCCAGUGCCUGAGCAAAGGCAUGGUGGCCACCAGCACGCUGGGGCCGGGCAGCUUCCUGGGGGACGAGCUCCUGUCGUGGUGCUUGCGACGGCCGUUUGUCGACCGGCUGCCUGCCUCCUCCGCCACCUUCGAGUGCGUCGAGUCCACGGAGGCCUUCAGCCUGGAGGCACCGGGCCUCCGGUUCAUCACCGAGCAUUUCCGGUACAAGUUCGCGAACGAGAGGCUGAAGAGGACGGCCCGGUUCUACUCAUCCAAUUGGCGGACGUGGGCUGCGGUUAACAUACAGCUCGCCUGGCGCCGCUACAAGUCGAGGACUGGAGGCACGGCGAGCUCGCCGCCGAAGCAGCACGACAGCGAGCGCCGCCUUAGGAGGUACGCUGCAAUGUUCAUGUCGCUGCGGCCGCAGGACCAUCUCGACUAGCGGAAGAGAGGUCGUCUCUUCACCAAAGAAUCCAAAUUGAGGGAAUGGGAUGUCAGAGGGAACAAAUUUAUAUUUAAUGUGCUGAAUUAGAUGUAUUCAUGGGAUAUGAGUACGUGUGCAUUCAUCGUAUUCAUGAAUUAAAUAUAGAAAGUUCCCUUUCUAUA